Anastrepha obliqua is the source of this 2301-nucleotide messenger RNA. RefSeq names its product collagen alpha-1(IX) chain-like. The coding region runs from base 134 to 2236 and encodes 700 amino acids. Lineage: Eukaryota; Metazoa; Arthropoda; Insecta; Diptera; Tephritidae. The transcript is spliced from 7 exons. The record is from RefSeq and is a predicted model, not a curated record.
CUCGGCAAUCGAGGAACUUUGAUUCGAUUGAAAAAUCUGUGAAUUAAAACAUUUGCAGAAAUUUUGGAAAUAUGAAAAGAGUUUAGUUAAUACAACUAGUUUUUUAAAGAAAUUUUAUUAAAAACUUGGCGAAAUGGCUUGCAGAGCGGUGUCAUUACUAUUCGUGACAUUGGUACUGGCGCCUCUACCGAAUUUUGCUGAAAUAUCAAAACGACAAAAUGAAGAAAAUUUCGACAUUGGCGCAUAUGAUGACGAGGAAUUUGUGCCGGUGAGUCCUUGCAGCGUGCAACGAGCUGGUGAUCCUGAUCUUACGAAUUAUGAUAUCAUCUCUUCGUAUCACUUUGACGAGUACUAUCACCAAUAUCAGGGCGUCAGUCAAAUAAUUGGUUCGACUGGAUAUCAGACCGCUUAUCACUUUGAGGAGUACUCCAAUAUGACUAUCGAGUCCUCACAAGCAUUCCCCAAAGGUGUGCCUGAUGCAUUUUCAUUUGAGUGCACUUUUCGUGUACCCGAAUUCGAUCCGCCAAAUGAGUGGUUUCUCUUCGAGCUCUCAGACUAUAGAUAUGAAUCCCAGAUGAGUGUGAUCAUGAAUCCAAUUUACAAUGCGCUUGAAUUUUCGCUUCCAAAAUAUGAUGGUUCACUACAGACAGUAACAUUCGAGGAGUUAGAAAUAUUUGAUUACUCAUGGCACAAAGUAAUGUUGGGCGUUACUCAGGAUGCUGUGCGACUGUGGGUCGAUUGCGAGCCUGUACCUGAUCGAAAUGGCAGCCUAUAUACACCGUUGGAUGUGCGCAGUCCAAUCGACUCGACUGAAGGUGCCUUUACAGUGGCACGGGAUUGCAAAACUAAAAGCACAGUGCCUAUUGACUUACAAUGGAUGAUAUUUAGCUGUGAUGUUGAUAAGCCUGAACGUGCCACCUGUGAGGAUAUUCCCAAAUACGCAAGAGCUCCCAAAGAGAUGGUGGAAAAAGAACCGCUUCCCGCACCACGACCCACCGUGGUGUCUUCGCCAACACCUGGUCGUCCGGACUUAACAUUUCUCACAUCAACUACUUACCGACCAUUUAUGCUGUCUUCUACCCCCUCUGCGCUGCAGGGACAAGAAUUACAUGCUUGCCCGGAAGUAUGCCCUAGAGGACCACCCGGACCACCUGGUCCCCCUGGGCCACGAGGUUUCGAAGGCACGCCUGGUCAACCCAGCCCAUAUGGCAACCAGUUCGAUGGUCGCUUAAGUAAAGGUGAAAAAGGUGAGCCGGGUGAUUUUGGCAUGCCUGGCUUACCUGGAGCAGAAGGGCAGCGAGGCUUGCCAGGAGCUCGCGGUUUUGAUUGUGUACCGGGACAAAAAGGAGAAUCCGGCGCCAUGGGACCACCGGGGCCUCCAGGGCCUUCAGGAGCUUUUAUAAGCGAUGAGAAAAUCAGAGAAAGUGUAGCGAACAUAACAACUGAUUUGUUAGGUUCCAGAGGUGUGUCAGGUAUGCCAGGCUUACCAGGCUUACCAGGCGCCAUCGGACAAAAGGGAGAGCGUGGUAUACCAGGAUUGGACGGAGGUAUGGGGGAACGUGGUGAAACCGGACUGCCAGGAGAGAAAGGGGAACGUGGGUUUGUAGGCCCAGCAGGACCUGCCGGACCUCCCGGACCGCCAGGUGAAUCAGGUACAAUACACAGCGAAGUAAGAAAUGUAGAAGAACGUGAAAUACGAGAGAUUUGCUUAGCUGUUGUUAGAGAUUACAUUAGUGAAAUUGCUUCGACUUUGACGGGACCACCUGGUCCACCAGGUAGACGUGGUUAUGGACGCCCUGGGCCACCGGGAUCUCCAGGAAUACAGGGUGAUUCGGGACCGCAGGGACCACCGGGUGAACGUGGCUACCCCGGUAUUCCCGGCCUACAAGGGCCACAAGGUGAAACUGGUCCUCGUGGACCAGAGGGACAAAAGGGUGAUCGUGGUGACGAUGGCGUUGGUCAACCGGGACAAAUGGGUGCACCUGGGCUGCAAGGGCCUGAAGGACGUUGUGUGGAUGGUUUGCCAGGCAGACCUGGUGAAGCUGGCGUUGUUGGUGCACCAGGCGAACCGGGUGCACACGGACCACCUGGGCAACCGGGAGUGUGUCCGGAUUGUACUGCUUAUCAAGCAGCAUACGCCUAUCCAUUAUUGCUUGCCCAGCAGCAACAGAAUAAUAAAGGUCCACCGAACUACUACAAUAAAGGGCCGCCAGUCAAUUACUACAAUAAGGGUUAAGGCUUACGGGUUAUUAUGAAAAUUUGUUAAUUAGAUUUGUUAAUAACAAAAAAUCCUUAAAUAAA